Messenger RNA from Thyridium curvatum, 2181 nucleotides. RefSeq lists its product as uncharacterized. Gene Ontology annotation, molecular function: acyltransferase activity, transferring groups other than amino-acyl groups; oxidoreductase activity. The record is from RefSeq and is a predicted model, not a curated record. NCBI's taxonomy places the organism in Eukaryota, Fungi, Ascomycota, Sordariomycetes, Thyridiales, Thyridiaceae. The coding region runs from base 1 to 2181 and encodes 726 amino acids. The transcript is spliced from 4 exons.
AUGGCUUCCUCCGGAACUGAGAACUCGGCAUACGUGCUGGGUGUCGGCAUGACCAAGUUCAUCAAGCCCCGCGGUUUGCGUGAGUAUCCAGAUAUGGGCUACGAAGCUGGUAUCAAAGCCAUGUUGGAUGCUCAGAUCAACUACGACGAUGUCCAACAUGGCGUGGCCUGUUUCGCGUACGGUGACUCCACCUCGGGUCAGCGUGUCUUUUACCAGUUUGGCAUGUCCUCUAUCCCCAUCAUCAACACCGCCAAUGCUUGUGCCACUGGCUCUGUCGGCCUAUAUUUGGCCCGUACCCUUGUGCGGAGUGGGGCAGUUGACUGCGUCCUCGUGGUCGGCUUUGAGAAAAUGAAGCCCGGCAGUCUCAAGAGCGUCUGGGACGACAGACCAAGUUCAAGCGGCCGAUUUGCAGCCAAGCUGGCAGACCUCUCCCCUCUCAACAAGGCCGCCCCCUUGACAGCACAGUAUUUUGGAAACGCAGGCCGGGAAUAUAUGGAAAAAUAUGGAGCCGAGGCGUCGGACUUUGCCGAGAUUGGCCGCAUCUCGCAUGAGCAUUCGCAGAGAAAUCCAUACGCACAGUUCCGCCAGUCGUACACCCUGCAGCAGAUCAAAGACUCACCAACCAUUCAUUAUCCGUUGACAAAGCUACAAUGCAGUCCUACAAGCGACGGGGGUGCCGCUGCGGUUAUCGUCUCGCAGCGCUUCCUCGAUGCGAGACCGCACCUCAAGGGCCAAGCUAUCUUGAUGGCCGGUCAGGCCUUCCUUACGGACUCCCCUAAAGCCUUUGGCACCAGUGCAAUUGAGCUGGUCGGCUAUGACAUGACGCAGCGGGCCGCUCGUGCUGCCCUGAAAGAGGCUGGCGUCCGACCUAGCGAUAUCAAGGUGUGCGAGCUUCACGACUGCUUCUCGACCAACGAGCUGCUUCUUCUCGAUGCGCUGGAUCUCUGCGAGCCUGGUAAGGCCCACCAGAUGGUUCGCCGCGGCGACAUUACUUAUGGUGGCCGGAUGGUCGUGAACCCGUCUGGGGGUCUCAUUUCCAAGGGACAUCCCAUCGGAGCCACCGGACUAGCCCAGUGUGCCGAGCUUAGCUGGCACCUCCGCGGGUGGGCCAACAAUAGGCUCGUCGACGGCACGGACGUUGCACUGCAGCACAACCUGGGUCUUGGCGGGGCGGUUGUGAUCAACGUAUACAAGCGGGCUGAUGGGAAGACGAACUCGAGGGUGCCCAGUGAUGAGGUUGCGCGGACCUCCUGGCUCGGCUACAACCCUGCAGUCGAAGCCCGCGGCAUAACCGACAAGGACGCGGAUCGGGUGUCACCUCGGCUUUCAGUUGGGGGCUACAACUUCAAACUGGUCCUCCCCAUCCCCAUUCACCUUGCGCCUCUCCUCCCGCAAGAACUCCCUCAACACUCAACAUACCGCCUCACUACGACACCUUACAUGGCAUUCGCGGGCAAGGUGAUUGCUGUUACUGGCGGCGGCCAGGGCAUUGGCCUAGUCACCGCGAAGAUUCUCGCCAGCAGGGGUGCAAAGGUGUCCAUUGCCGACGCCAACUCAGUCACACUGGCCCAAGUAGAGAAGGAAUUCCAAGCCAACAACUGGCCCAUACACACCUACACACUCGAUGUCCGAGAUGCGGGCAAGGUGGACCAAUGGGUGGAUUCCGCGGUGCAGAAGUUCGGAAGGCUCGACGGUGCCGUCAACGCCGCUGGUGUGAUUGGCAAGCACUAUGGGCAGAAGCCAGUUGGCGAGCAAGACGAGGACGACUGGAACUUCGUUCUGGGCGUCAAUGUAACCGGAAUGAUGCACUGCCUCCGUGCCGAGUUCAAGCACAUCGCUGACGGGGGGAGCAUUGUCAAUAUCUCUUCGCACCAAGGAUCGGAAGGUGGCCCGGGCUGUGCUGCGUAUUCGACCUCGAAGCACGCCGUUCUGGGUCUCACAAAGUGUGCUGCACUGGACUACGGCUCUCGCAAGAUUAGGGUCAAUGCCGUCGCCCCUGCCGGGACUUUUGGGCCUCUCAUGUCGAGUGUUGUCGGAGACAAUCCCCCUCCCAUCAGCAACGCCUUGAAGAAGUAUGGAACGCCAGAGGAAGUGGCCUAUAUGAUCAUUUGGCUCCUGGGCUCGGAGAGCACGCACUGCUCUGGCGAAUUAUACCGCGUAGAUGGUGGCAUUUUUGCAUAG